Messenger RNA from Ochotona curzoniae (black-lipped pika), 2546 nucleotides. It is a transcript of the gene COP1, whose product is annotated as COP1 E3 ubiquitin ligase. The transcript has 20 exons. Gene Ontology annotation, biological process: proteasome-mediated ubiquitin-dependent protein catabolic process. Gene Ontology annotation, molecular function: protein binding; ubiquitin protein ligase activity. The record is from RefSeq and is a predicted model, not a curated record. The coding region runs from base 32 to 2224 and encodes 730 amino acids. NCBI's taxonomy places the organism in Eukaryota, Metazoa, Chordata, Mammalia, Lagomorpha, Ochotonidae.
CCGAGCGCCGGCCGGAGGGGAGGGAGGCAGCAUGUCCGGCAGCCGCCAGGCCGGCUCGGGCUCCGCGGGGACGAGCCCCGGCUCCUCGGCGGCCUCGUCGGUGACUUCCGCCUCGUCGUCCCUGUCCUCGUCGCCGUCUCCGCCCUCGGCGGCCGCGGCGGCGCUGGGGACCGGCGGGCCGGCGCAGGCCGCGGGCUCGGGCGGCCUCGGGGCCCCGGCGCGGCCCGUGCUGGUGGCGGCCGCCGUGUCGGGCGGCGGCAGGCUGAGCUGUGCGGCCAGGCCCAGCGCCGGGGCCGGCGGAGGCGGCGGAGGCUCGGGCCUGAGCGGCGGCGGCGGCAGCAGCAGCAGCAGCAGCAGGAAGCGGCCUCUGCUAGCGCCCCUCUGCAACGGGCUGCUCAACUCGUACGAGGACAAAAGCAACGACUUCGUCUGCCCCAUCUGCUUUGACAUGAUUGAGGAAGCGUAUAUGACAAAAUGUGGCCACAGCUUUUGCUACAAGUGUAUUCACCAGAGUUUGGAGGAUAAUAAUAGAUGCCCCAAGUGUAACUAUGUUGUGGACAAUAUUGAUCAUCUCUAUCCUAACUUCUUGGUGAAUGAGCUCAUUCUGAAACAGAAGCAAAGAUUUGAGGAAAAGAGGUUCAAAUUGGACCACUCAGUGAGUAGUACCAAUGGCCAUAGGUGGCAAAUAUUUCAAGAUUUGUUGGGAACUGAUCAAGAUAACCUUGAUUUGGCAAACGUCAAUCUUAUGUUGGAGCUAUUAGCACAAAAGAAAAAACAGUUGGAAGCAGAAUCCCAUGCAGCCCAGCUGCAGAUCCUGAUGGAAUUCCUCAGAGUCGCAAGAAGAAAUAAGAGAGAGCAAUUGGAACAGAUCCAGAAAGAACUGAAUGUGUUGGAAGAGGAUAUUAAAAGAGUAGAAGAAAUGAGCGGCCUGUACUCCCCUGUCAGUGAAGACAGCACUGUGCCUCAGUUUGAAGCUCCUUCUCCAUCACACAGUAGUAUUAUUGAUUCCACAGAAUACAGCAGCCAACCUCCGGGCUUCAGUGGCAGUUCUCAGACAAAGAAACAGCCUUGGUAUAACAGCACGUUAGCUUCAAGACGAAAGCGGCUCACUGCUCAUUUUGAAGACUUAGAGCAGUGUUAUUUUUCUACAAGGAUGUCUCGUAUCUCAGAUGACAGUCGAACUGCAAGCCAGUUGGAUGAAUUUCAGGAAUGCUUAUCCAAGUUUACCCGAUACAAUUCAGUACGACCUUUGGCCACAUUGUCCUAUGCUAGCGAUCUGUAUAACGGCUCCAGCAUAGUCUCUAGUAUUGAAUUUGACCGAGAUUGUGACUAUUUUGCAAUUGCUGGAGUUACAAAGAAAAUUAAAGUCUAUGAAUAUGGCACAGUCAUCCAGGACGCCGUGGAUAUUCAUUAUCCUGAGAAUGAAAUGACCUGCAAUUCCAAAAUCAGCUGUAUCAGUUGGAGUAGUUACCAUAAGAACCUGUUAGCUAGCAGUGAUUAUGAAGGCACGGUUAUUCUGUGGGAUGGAUUCACAGGCCAGAGGUCCAAAGUCUAUCAGGAGCAUGAGAAGCGCUGCUGGAGCGUCGACUUUAACCUGAUGGAUCCUAAGCUCUUGGCUUCCGGCUCGGAUGACGCCAAAGUGAAAUUGUGGUCUACCAAUCUGGAUAACUCGGUGGCAAGCAUUGAAGCAAAAGCUAAUGUGUGCUGUGUUAAAUUUAGUCCCACUUCCAGAUACCAUUUGGCUUUUGGCUGUGCAGAUCACUGUGUCCACUACUAUGAUCUUCGUAACACUAAGCAGCCAAUCAUGGUAUUCAAAGGACACCGGAAAGCCGUCUCUUAUGCAAAGUUUGUGAGUGGUGAGGAAAUUGUCUCUGCAUCAACAGAUAGCCAACUAAAACUGUGGAAUGUGGGGAAACCGUACUGUCUGCGUUCCUUCAAGGGUCAUAUCAAUGAGAAGAACUUUGUAGGUCUCGCUUCUAACGGAGACUACAUAGCUUGUGGAAGUGAAAACAACUCCCUCUACCUGUACUAUAAAGGACUUUCUAAGACUUUGCUAACUUUUAAGUUUGAUACAGUCAAAAGUGUUUUGGACAAAGACCGGAAGGAAGAUGACACCAAUGAGUUUGUUAGCGCUGUUUGCUGGAGAGCGUUGCCCGAUGGGGAGUCCAAUGUGCUGAUUGCUGCUAACAGUCAGGGUACAAUUAAGGUGCUAGAGUUGGUAUGAAAGGUUUACUGAAGUCAAAUUGUGCUUGAUCCUGCCGAAAUGCGUCUGCAGCAGACAGUAAGAGAAGAAACGGAAACUGUCAUGUGAUUGCUCCCCAAAGUCAUCAUGGGUUUUAAAUUUUUUAAUAAUUUUUUUCUUUUCCUUUUUUCCCUCCUUUUUGACCUUUGGGACAUGGGAAAUCCCCAGCAAAAUCCCCACCAUCAACGUAACUCGAUGGACUUCGCUGCUGCUGGUGGUGUGGUCAUUGAUUUUUGUGAUAGGGAAACAAAUUCUUUUGAAUAAAAAUAAGUAACAAAAAUAAUAAAAUUUUAUUGAGCCACAA